This is a messenger RNA of Micromonas pusilla CCMP1545, 411 nucleotides long. RefSeq lists its product as uncharacterized. The record is from RefSeq and is a predicted model, not a curated record. The coding region runs from base 1 to 411 and encodes 136 amino acids. Lineage: Eukaryota; Viridiplantae; Chlorophyta; Mamiellophyceae; Mamiellales; Mamiellaceae. The transcript has a single exon.
AUGCCUUUCAACUCCGAUUCUGACGCCUUUCAACUCCACCCCGACCGUCGACGCUCAUCAGGGUGGAGGAAGGCGACCAUCCUCGCGGACUGCGUCGUGCACCUGUGCGCGCCUCGCGGCCACCCCGCCGCGGUCAACGGCGCGCAGUUGAUCGACGACGAGUACCUCCGCGACAUCGGCGCGACCGAUGAAGACCUGAUCGAGUACCGAUGCGAUCCAGCGGUGGAGCCGCCGCGGCUGUUGGCGCCGGGAGCGGAGGAGGGGGGGCACGGCGCGUCCCAUCUCACACUGGUUCCCAUACGACCGCGUCGGCGUGGUGAACGCCGAUCCUUAAGGACUUUGCCGUCGUCUCUCUCCGCCGACCCCUCGGUUUCAAUCCCCGUCCUCGACGCCUUUCAACUCCGCUUCUGA